AUGCAGAAGACAACAUACUACGACAACUCCUCGACGCUUUUCGGUGGCUACUCCUCCUACCAGGUGCAGGGGGCUGCGGCGGCGGCGGCAGCAGCGGCCGCCAAUGGCUUUGGGGGCUACGAUGCCCCGGUCCCAGUGUCUCACCACCAGCCGGCCUUCCAGUCGGCGUCCCAUCUGGACGUGGAUUCGUACCAGCGCUCAGCCUGCUCCUUACAGGCUCUGGGCAGUAACAGCAGCCACCAGCAGCAGCAGCAGCAGCAGCUCGCCAAGAACAAGGAGCUGAAUGGCAGCUGCAUGCGGCCCAGCCUGCCGCCUGAGCACCACUCCGCCUCCCAGGUGUCCCCCCCACUGCCCCCCAACCCCAGCAACGGUAAUACCGGGGCUCAGCAGCCGGGGGGCAGUGCUGGGGCUUCCUCAGUGUCCAAAUCAGGCCCUAAUAAGUCCUCCAAUUCCUCCUCGUCCAUAUCGUCCUCCAACUCCUCCUCCUCCUCCUCACUGCCCCCAAACCCCACCCUGGCCAAGCAGAUCUUCCCCUGGAUGAAGGAGAGUCGGCAGGCCACCAAGCAGAAAAACUGUUCCCCCAGCAACAACUCCGGCAACGGUGUGUGUUCGACCAAACCUCUACGUCUGUCUGUCUGUCUGUCUGUCUGAGCUCUGACCCCCCCACUCCUUAUUAUUCCUCCUCCUCUUCUCUCUCCUGUCAUCCUCUCCUCCUUCUCUCCCUCUCUCUCUCCCUCGUUAGUGUCUUCCUUCUCCCUCUCUUCACCACCUCUCUCUUUCUUCACCUCUCUUAUCAACAUCCUCUCCAGCCUCAGAUCCCAGAGGAUUGAAAAGGUUUCUCAGACUAUUUAUGGAAAAAAACACGUUUCCACAGGCGCUGCUUCACACGGGGAAAUGACCGAGUCAGGUUCCUGAAUAUUUAUCUGUAGCUGCUGAGUUAGUCAGUCCUGGUCUGAGUUAAACUCUAAGGCUGGUUUAAGUGAUCUGAUGUGGUCUCUGAGCCAGUAUGAAGUCUAAAAUCAGAGCAGACGCUGCUGUUUGUGACUGAGGAUUAAAUUAUCGUCGUAAACACGGAGAGGCACGGCAGUCUGAUUAACAUUUCUAAAGGAGCAGAAAGACCAGAGUCUGAAUCAUGAUGUGGUCUGGACCCUGACCAAACUUCAAACAUAAGACCAGGAUCUUAUUGACAUUCAGAGUUUAUGCAGGACUAAGAUUUCAGAGGACACACCUGCAGGAUCAGUAAGACCUGAGAUCCCUCUGCAGGUCUGGUAUUUUUGGUCCGAGUUUGAAAAGCUGUAAGAGUCACUGACUGUGUUUACAUCUUAGUGUUGAUUAGACUAAUCAGAGCUGACGACGUUCUCUUUAUCGUCAGUCCUCUGUGUGAAUCUGAUGGUUCAGAAAAGUUCAGUUAAGCGUUUGCACACGGAUGCUACAGCCUCUGAUCAAACUCCACCCUCUACCGCCACUUCUCUAAUUCAGGCACAAACAGAAGAAGAAGAGUAGGAUGAGAUUUUGGGGUCCAGAAACACCGGACCUGGUUCAUAAGACCAGCUGUAUCCCAGACAGAACGUUACCUACAGGAGCUUUAAUGACUUCUUUUGAGAGAUGUUUUAUUGCUGCUGUUGUUGCUCUGCUUCAGCUCUAGAUUCAUAUUAUCCUGCUCUCACCUCAUCAUAAUUCUGUUUAUUAGUUUAUACUCUUAUUCUGUGUUAAAUCAGUGGUGAGCCUCACAGCUACAAACAGCAAAUGUAAACACUGAUGUCGUCAAAGAUGGCGGGGCAGGAGAGAAAACGUCUACAGGAGGAUUUUGUUCAUGUGGAUUUAUCGCCUGAGUUGAAGUUGGAGUUUGUGUCUCUGAACAUUCACAGAGUUUAUGAUCAAAAUACAUGUUUUUAAGGAAACUUCAGAGCUGGAUUUGGUUUGUUUAGUUAAGAGAGAGCUUCACAAAAACCAGCUUCACCGUCAUGAAACAGCGACUGGUGGUUUUAGGGAAAGUUCUCUGCAGAAACAGGUGGGUGCAGUGACUCCUCAGAGGAGUUUUGAGCUCGUGCAUCACAUCUUAAAACAGUCAGUGCACAGAGGAAACAGUCUGUUCAGUUUUAGUAAAAAUCUCAGAGUUUAAAAACUUUUAGUAAUCUGAUAAUUUUCCUUCCUGUCUGAUCGGUGAGCGCUAAUAGAUCCAGGAAGAUUACAGACAGUUAUUUAACCAACCUGAGUCUGUGCACCUCCUUCACUCAUUACUCUCUCCUCUUAAACCUCCUCCUCCUCCUCCUCCUCCUCCUCCUCGUCCCGGUUAUUUGCUCCCCUUCCUCUCCACCUCCUCUCCUCCUCUCCUGGUGGCAUCUCCUCGGAAAGCCGCUGCAAGAAGGCAGAUAUGAACAAUUUGAACCGGGUGUACGAUAACAGAUGAACAGAAUGACACGCAGACGUUUGAAAUGGAAGAUAUUAGCGGAUGAAAUUCGGAGGAAUAGAGCGGGAUGAUAAAUAUGAAAAUCAUCUGCUGGCGUGAUAACAGACGGGCUGAUCUGUUAUUUGAAUUGGUAGUUAUCGAUAUUUGAGUGUCAUAAUGAAUAUGAGCCUGUUAUUGUUGUUGCUGUCAGGUGACUGCGCCGCAGAGAGUGGAGCAGAGAUUAGAGGUUUUAUUGAUGAGAAUUUGAAACAAUCAUCAUUGGAAGAAGAAUUUCAGACGACGCUGCGCUCUCUCUCAUCGUUCUGGAAAUAAAUACAAGAGUCAGCUGUUCGAACCUCCGAGGAGCAGAUGAGAUUAUGGAGAGAUAGGAUCUCAGCGCUUCAGACGCUUUAUCAGCUUUAUGAGUAUUUAAGAAAAUGUGGAAGUGACUUAAAUCUGCGGGCUCUCUGUGACCAGCAGGGGGCGACUUCACUAAUCAUAAAGGAGGCGGAUUAUAAAGAUGCCAAUAGGAAAUUAAGCGUCCUUUUCACUGGUUUAUUUACUCUGUGAAUGAGUUUAAGAUCUCCGUCUUCAGCUUAAGGUCUUCUGCAGUAUAGCAUGAUGCUAAUUUUGUAUAUUAGGUCUCAUUCCACUGUUACAUGAGAAAUGAGAAUUAUUGGACCAGUCAGCAGACUGCAGUGUUAUGUAUGAGCCUCAGCACAAGUAGGACAGUACAGAGAGGUUAUUUUGGUACACUCCCAAACUUUAGAUGCUGAAAAUACUAAUAAUCACAUAUCAAACUGAACCGGACCAAACUGGUCUGGACUUGAUACACUCAUUAGAAACAGUCAGCCUGCGACUCUCUGACAACGCCAUCUGCGCUUUUGUUAUAACACGUCUAAAAACAACAAGAGUUCGGAGUUAUUCUCAAAGACUGACUCCAUAUUUACUUUGACAUGUUUGGUGCAGAUCAGCUGUUUUAAAGACAGUUUUGGUUAAAGGCGUAUUCAGCGUCAUUACAAACGCUCAUCUCGACUUGUAAUGGCGUUUCCCAUCAUUCAUAGAGAGCAGGUUUGAGCUCCAGUGUUUGGUCGAGUUCGUGUUGGCAGUCAGUCUAACUAUCAGAGAACCGUGGGAGGAGAAGGUGAGCUGAUUGAAUCCAGCUCAGGUUGACCCCGGUCUGUUCUCCCGUCUUUGUGCUGCAGCUGCUGUUGCUGUGGGGGGUUUUGUCUUUCCAGCCAAGAUGCAAUUUAGCGGCCCUGGGCCAGCGCCGGGGCCUCCGUCUCUUAAUAACUGCCACUGUUAUGAAGUGUUGACAACUAAUAUCAGGGGAUAAUUCAGCCGGCGAGCGCGGACCCCCCUCUGCUUUAUUAAGAACCUGCAUGCUUUCAAUUUCCUCCAGCGUGCAGCCGGAGUCCGUCUCUCUUUCUCCUCCUCCUCUCUCAGUUUUGACGUCUUCCUCCUCUGUGUUUUCACGCCGUUGUUUUCCGUUUGUCUCACUCCUUCUGUGUUUCCUCUCCUCAGCGUCGGGAGGAGCAGAGAGCGGCAGCAGCGGCGAGAAGAGUCCGACCAGCGGCUCGUCAGCGUCGUCUAAGCGGGCCCGUACGGCGUACACCAGCGCCCAGCUGGUGGAGCUGGAGAAGGAGUUCCACUUUAACCGGUACCUGUGUCGGCCUCGCCGCGUGGAGAUGGCCAACCUGCUCAACCUGUCAGAGCGCCAGAUCAAGAUCUGGUUCCAGAACCGACGCAUGAAGUACAAGAAGGACCAGAAGUCUAAGGGCCUGAGCUCCAGCUCUGGGGGGCCCUCACCGACGGGCUCCCCCCCCCUCACCAUGCAGUCCUCCGCCAGUUUCCUCAACUCCAUGCACCCCAUGGGAGGGGGAGGCGGGGGCGGAGGCUACGACGUCCCUUCACCGCCAUCCUUUGGCAAGCCGCACCAGGGCGUGUCUUACUCCAUGUCCACUGCCUACUCCAACGUCCCCAUGAAGGGCUGCCCCCCCCAGCAGAAGUACGGAGCCCCAGACCCGGACUAUGGCGACCCCCAUCCCCACCACGGCCUGGUGCAGGCUAACAGCGCCGGCUACGGGACUCCAACCAACAUGCAGGCCAGUCCGGUGUACGUGGGGGGCGGCAGCUAUGUGGAACAGAUGCCCGGCUCGGGGCCCUCCAUGUACGGGCUAAACCACCUGGGCCCCACGGCCCCCCACCACCAAACCAUGGACUACAACGGCGGGGGGCCCAUGUCGGCCGCAAACCAGCACCAUGUGGGCGGAGGGGGCCCUCAGGGUCCCUGUGACCCGCCCACACACCCGACGUACACCGAGCUGUCGGCGCACCACACUUCGACUCAGGGCAGAAUCCAGGAAGCACCCAAGCUCACUCACCUGUAG
This is a messenger RNA of Xyrichtys novacula (pearly razorfish), 4779 nucleotides long. Lineage: Eukaryota; Metazoa; Chordata; Actinopteri; Labriformes; Labridae. The record is from the annotation of a GenBank genome assembly.